Messenger RNA from Penicillium chermesinum, 561 nucleotides. RefSeq names its product Zn(II)2Cys6 transcription factor domain-containing protein. The coding region runs from base 1 to 561 and encodes 186 amino acids. Gene Ontology annotation, molecular function: zinc ion binding; DNA-binding transcription factor activity, RNA polymerase II-specific. Gene Ontology annotation, biological process: regulation of DNA-templated transcription. The record is from RefSeq and is a predicted model, not a curated record. The transcript has a single exon. NCBI's taxonomy places the organism in Eukaryota, Fungi, Ascomycota, Eurotiomycetes, Eurotiales, Aspergillaceae.
AUGCUAUCACCGAGCGCGCAGGCCUCCCCCGACGCGGCGACCAAUGGAGUCAAGCGGAAGCGGAAGACGUACUCUUGCGACGCAUGUCGGCGGCGUAAAUUGAAAUGCGAUCGCGGUUAUCCAUCCUGCGCCCGAUGUAUGAAGGCGGGUCAAGCCCGUUCUUGCUUUUACGAUGUGCCUCCCUCUCUUGAGCAAAGGCCGUCGAAGGUAGCCGCGCCGCCAAAUGCUGCCAUUCCGACGCCGGCCUAUGAGGGAAAGUCUCACACUCAGAUCGCCCCCGUGAGAUCACUGCCAUCCCAGCUUCCCACUUUACAGGCUGAUCAGAAUGAUGGUACUUGGCAGCUGCUUAGCGAUGUCGUUCAGAAUGCUCCUAAUAACCCACAACGGCCGACGGUCAGAGCCGACAACGAAGAACCAUCCGGUGCGGCAACGCACGAUUCAUAUCAUCGAAUCAUAUUUCGCGGAGAAAACUUCAAAACGCAGUACUAUGGCGGAAGUAAUCCCGUCAGUCUAAUUGGUCACGUAGGAUAUCCACGCUCUCCUGAUAAUGAACCCUGCUAA